Saprolegnia parasitica CBS 223.65 is the source of this 1547-nucleotide messenger RNA. RefSeq lists its product as hypothetical. NCBI's taxonomy places the organism in Eukaryota, Oomycota, Saprolegniomycetes, Saprolegniales, Saprolegniaceae. Gene Ontology annotation, biological process: attachment of GPI anchor to protein. The transcript has a single exon. Gene Ontology annotation, cellular component: GPI-anchor transamidase complex. Bases 1 to 1515 code for a protein of 504 amino acids. The record is from RefSeq and is a predicted model, not a curated record.
AUGGGGCUCGUCGUGGCCCUCUGGACUGCAGCGCUGGCGCUGGCUGCGCUCUGCGCGCAGGCCGAGCGAACGUACUCGGAAGACUUGACGCUGCGGCCUCUGCAUGGCCUCGGUAAGGUGGCCGCCCACUUCAGCUUCCUGCACGAAGUCGACGGCGACACGGCGCCGAGCGCGCAGCACUUUGACGUGUUCCCAAAGCACAUUCGCCAGGUGCUGCACAAGUUCAACGUAAGCGAGUUCGAGCUCACGUUCGCCAAUGGCAUGUGGCGCCACGAGCAGUGGGGCGAUGCGUGGGACGCUGCUCCGUUCGGCGCGCUCUUGUCUGCUGACGUGGCAUCGCGCGACGACUUUCACGGCCUCGCGCAGGCCCUCGCCGGGAUCUUCUCGGCGUCGCUCACCAAGAUGGACGGAGUCGCUGUGCACACGCAUGGUGCUCGGUUCUUCGAGAGCAACUUGCCGCGUGAAGAGCUCUGCACGGAGAAUCUAAGUCCGUGGCUCAAGCUUCUGCCAUGCCGGUCGCACGCCGGCCUCGGUGCGUUCGUGCAUCCGCUCCACGUCCUCGAUAGCGACUACGUCUCGAUGCGCCUUCGAGUCUCUCGGCAAGCAACCAAGCUCUCGAUGCACCAGACGCUCACGUUCGUCAAGCGCGUCGACGACGGCUGGUCGCUCGCGUCGGCGCUCGGUGCCACGACGGCGUCCGUGUGUCUCUUGGCGACCGAGUCGUUGAUCACGACCGAGCUCGCGUCCGAAAAGCCUGCGUUCGUCACGAUGCCGGCCGUGGCCAUCGAUCGUCACCGCAACAUCUACAAGCACAUAUUGCCGCUCGCCGGCCUCCGCUCGGUGCACGAGCCGUGGCUCGCGACGCCGCCGCCACCCGCGCCCAAGUCGUUCUGGCACUCUGCGUCCGUGCACCGAUACCUCACAGGAUUUGGCCAAGUCCGUGGCGGCGUCGCGAUGCGCGUCCUCAACAAGGACCCGAAAGCACCGCUGCAGAUCGCGUACAACGAGACCAUCCCGUCCUUUAUGCGCGUGUACUUUAGUUCGCUUCGCGUCGCGAUCAACGGCAAGCGACUCGAUGGAAACGCGUCGUCCGUGGUGAUGACACCGGCGACGACGCUUGGCGCACUCACCCACCUCCGCGUCGUGCUCACGCUGCCGCCGCAGAGUCGGUUGGAGCUUGCGUACGCGUUUGAAAAGAGCUUUCUGCCCAUCGAGUCGCACCCACCGGACGCCAGCCGCGGGUUUGACGCGCCGGCUGCCAGUGUGCACGUGACGCGCGGCCGUCACGCGACGAUAUUGUACACGGAGCCGCUGCUCGUGCAACUGCCCGUGCCCGACUUUAGCAUGCCGUACAACGUGAUCUGCCUCACGUCGACGGUCGUGAGCAUGGCGAUGGGAUCGUUUGUGAAUACGCUGCUGCGGCACGAGCGAAAGCGCAGCAACCUCGGCAAGCUCGUCCACGGCCUCAAGCGGCUCGUCAAGCGUCUCGUGCGUCAGAAGGAGAAAACCGACUAAGAGUCCGAUUUCAAACAGACUUUCUAUCGCGC